AUGAUAUAUUGGAAUAUAGAUACAAGUGAUGUAAAGCAUACAAUAAAAGAGGAAGAGGCUGUAGAGACUUCUGGCCUAAUUCCAAGAUUCAAUAGUAUUGGGUUCAUUAUAACCCCUCCUCCUAGUCCUAAUAGGCUUGCUAUCUUACUUACUUAAUUAUCUGGUGUUUAAGGUGUCUAGUGCCGCAGCCCAAAAGGGCCUAUGGCAAAACUGAUAACGUAGCGAGAGCCAUCUUGGCACGGGUCAGCCCCGUCCAAGCCUUCUAUCAACUCCUGCUUCACCAGCCCUGCUGCACGUCUCACCCGGCGCGUUGCCGUCGCCCUUGUCGCUCGACUCAGCUCCUGCGCGUGUUCCGCCUAAGGGUCAUCCUCCCGUGGGGAUGUGCUGAGAGGUAAAAGCCCGAAAUCUUGAGUGGACUGAGGAGUGGGUUCCUCUGGUUAUCCCCAGAGUUAAACCGCUAUUGCUGUCCAGAAGUUCUCGAGUGAAAACCUAACCCUAUAAAUAAAAUUCCAUGAGGGGAGAGAAAAUUAGCAAAGCUAAUUUCUCUCGAACCGAAUGCCAUUUUAUUUAUAAUAGGCUUGCUAUCAGUCCUGAAACCAUAGUAACAAAACUGACCAAAGUCGCAUUCUUUUUGUUCCAUUUGAUAUCAUUAGAGGGUAAAAUACCUACAAAGUCUUAAUUUUAUAAAUGUAUUUCUCGCCAUUGUUUAAAAAAAAUUCUGUAGAAAUCUCCUAUUUUUUUUUCCCAGCUCCCAUUAGAGUCAAAAUCAUAA
Molecule: messenger RNA, 772 nt
Organism: Blepharisma stoltei
Lineage: Eukaryota; Ciliophora; Heterotrichea; Heterotrichida; Blepharismidae
Source: the annotation of a GenBank genome assembly